Molecule: messenger RNA, 552 nt
Organism: Suillus subalutaceus
Lineage: Eukaryota; Fungi; Basidiomycota; Agaricomycetes; Boletales; Suillaceae
Exons: 1
Source: RefSeq, a predicted model, not a curated record
GCAAAUCCAAUCCCGCCGAUGGCCCAUCCAGAGGAAAAUACGGACAAGAACACCUUCUACUACCUCCCGCCCAUGUUCCACAAGAAAUCAGACACCUUGUCAUCGACACGUCAAGUCCUCUUACCCCCACAGAGCUCCGUUUAUUCCGUGAUGGGCAGUACUCCACUCCUGCUGCCAAAGUCAUCAAUAGAACCCUUAUCCGCCAACAAGCGUUCAAAAGAGCUAGAGCAUCCUGCAUCGAAGAAGAUAAAAUUAUCUUCAACGCCAUCUCUCAGUAGCCCUGUAACCAUGCACCCUCGUUUCAACGCCCCAUUACCAUCAUUGACCGCAGCAACCCCAGCUAACUCCAUCCCAAUGCGUUAUAAACCAGGACUGGUUCCCUGCCCUUCACUCCUAAGACCUCACUGCUUAGCUCGUGAGAGACUUUGCAAAUGGUUACCAGCAGGAGGGAAGGCAUGUAACCAUACAUCUUUGUCACCCGAGACUCAGAACAUUAACGUAUCUGAUGAACAAUUAGAUCAUAUCUUAGAAGUAAUAGGGUCAUCGUGGGCU